AUGGGUUUACUGAUAGUAAUCUUCUGCAUGGCAUUAUUUAGUUCACCGUCUGCCAGCUGCCCUCCUGGAGAAUAUCAGAUCAAUGAAUUAUGCUGUCCUAUGUGUAACAGUGGUACAGUUGUGAAAACUCAUUGCUCUUCAACCAGCUAGUAGCAAUGUGUGCAUACCGUGUGUUAAAGGAACAUACAUGGACCAUCCCAACGGAGUCACUAAAUGUGCAAAAUGUACAGAAUGUGAUACUGGAGCUGGGCUGUUGGAAAAAAAGGAAUGUACAUAUACUUCAGACACAGUGUGUGAUUGCAAACCUGGUUAUUACUGUUCAGGUGAAAAUAGUCCAUGUGAUUUAUGCCGACCACAGAGGAUCUGUACCACUGGGCAAUAUGUUAAAGUACAGGGAACCACAAAAACAGAUCAUGAGUGUGAAGACUGCCCCCCUGGUCACUUCAGUACUGAGAAUAUGGCAAUCACCUGCCAAGCAUGGACUAAGUGCAGUGAACUGGAUCAAGUGCAAUCCAUGCAGGGAACAUUCAAUUCGAAUUCUGUUUGUGUGGAUCGGAGGCGUCAUCUUGCUAUUAUCCCCGCUUGUGUACUUUACCUUUAGUCAUAAUACUGUUGAUUUUAUAUUUAAAAGAUGGCAUUAGGAAAAGUAAGUCAAACUACAAACCAUAUAUGUACUUGGAGGCGGACAUAUUUACUCAUACCACAUGCAGUUUCUUCCUUCAGCCUAUUAGUUGUGUAGAAGGAUUUUUCUUUUAUGCUUCACUUAUUACAACUCAAUAG
Messenger RNA from Staurois parvus, 780 nucleotides. The record is from the annotation of a GenBank genome assembly. Lineage: Eukaryota; Metazoa; Chordata; Amphibia; Anura; Ranidae.